CGCCGGGGGAAGGGGCGGGCCGGGCCGCGUCGCGCCGCUGAGCUCACGGCUCGGCGCCGGGACCGGGCGGCAGCAGCAGGCGGCUGCUCGGGCCUAGCGCUGCCGCCUCAGCGCGCCGGGAGCCCCGCGAUGUGGGCUGAGGUGUUGCUUCUGCCCCGCAGGGCCGGGCUGCGGCUGCUCCCGCCGCUCCGGCUGCGGCACCCAGGGCCGGGCGCCAUGAAGCUGCAGUCCCCCCAGUUCCAGGCGCUCUUCACACCGGGGCUCCGCAGCGUGGCAGAAUUGUUUGAGAAGAAGAACUAUGAGCUGAGAAUAGCAGGAGGUGCUGUGAGGGAUUUACUGAGUGGAAUGACGCCACAAGAUAUAGAUUUUGCCACUACAGCUACACCAGCGGAGAUGAAGGAACUGUUCACAUCUGCUGGUGUUCGUCUGAUCAAUAACAAAGGAGAAAAACAUGGCACCAUUACUGCCAGGCUCCACGAACAGAAUUUUGAAAUUACUACUCUUAGAAUAGACGUCGUGACGGACGGACGACAUGCAGAGGUGGAAUUCACCACUGACUGGGAAAAGGAUGCAGAAAGGAGGGAUCUGACUGUCAAUUCCAUGUUUUUAGGUUUGGAUGGGAUGCUGUAUGAUUUUUUUAAUGGAUAUGAAGACUUGAAAAACAAGAAAAUUAGAUUUGUAGGAAAGGCGAGUGAGAGAAUACAGGAAGAUUAUUUACGAAUCCUAAGAUAUUUCAGGUUUUAUGGAAGAAUCGCAGAAAAACCUGGUGAUCAUGAACCAAGUACUCUGCAAGCAAUUAAAGAAAAUGCCAAAGGUUUGGCUGGAAUAUCAGGAGAAAGGAUUUGGGUGGAACUGAAAAAAAUUCUUCUUGGAAACCAUGUAAACCAUUUGGUUCGACUUAUGUAUGAGCUGGAUAUCGCCCAAUACAUAGGACUGCCACUUGAAGGAAACUUAGAGGAAUUGGACAGAGUCACUAAAAAUAUUCAAAAUCUGUGUCCAAAACCGAUGACUGUUCUGGUGUCAUUGUUCAAGGUGAAGGAUGAUGUCACAAACCUUGAUCUGAGGCUGAAAAUCUCAAAAGAAGAAAAAAACCUUGGCCUUUUUUUAGUGAAGCACCGGCAUGAGUUAAUCAAAGCUAUGGGUCCAGAACCACUUAGACCAUACCAGGACUUCAUAAUGGAUUCUAGGGAAGCUAAUACAAAUUCCAAGAUUUGCGAGCUUCUAAUAUACCAAGGAGAGGAGCAUCUUUUGAGAGAAAUGCAGCAAUGGACUGUUCCUUCUUUUCCUGUCAGCGGCCAUGACUUAAGAAAAAUGGGUGUGUCUUCUGGAAAAGAAAUUGGAGCCGCGUUACAGCAGUUGAGGGACGAAUGGAAGAAGAGCGGGUACCACAUGGAUAAAGAAGAGCUGUUAAGUUGCCUGAAGAAGCUGUAACAUUGAAUAGCAGUAGAGAACUGUGUGUGCCGUAAGUGUAACUGAGACACCAGUAAACGCUCUGCCAGUGUUGUCACAGCCCGUAUAGCGUUUGUCGUACUCACGGUCUUCAGAGGGCGCAGUUCUGUUACUAACUCGUAAUUGCCGCGAGGAGAAGUUUAAUUUUGUAGGGACGUAAGAUGUUAUUUGCCAAAUUCCGCAGUCUCUACCUCUUUUUGUUGUGUUUUAAUGAUAAAGCAGUUGAAUAUUUAUCCUGACUCUGGGGCAUUAGAGGUGACAGCAAGAAUUUUCUCAUUCUGAGUUUGCUAUGUAAAAAAUAAUUUUUAAAAAAACCAAAUCCAAAAAAAAGGUGUUUCUCUCCUCUAGCUAAAAUCAUGGGGGUUUUUUGUGUCUAGAAGAGCGACCAAGUGUCUAGAAAUAUCAAGCGCAAAAUCUUAUUGUAGUUAAAGCUAGAUAUCAGAUUGAAACGCUCACGCCAGCAGUUCCCAACAGUCUUACCAUGUAAAACAAGUCUGUUUUCUUAAAAGAAAUAUUUUUAUUUUCCAUAAUUCCAGAAUCAGUUUUGGCUUAAAAGGAUGACUCAGCUGAGUCAGUAUCAUGAC
Molecule: messenger RNA, 2033 nt
Organism: Phalacrocorax carbo (great cormorant)
Lineage: Eukaryota; Metazoa; Chordata; Aves; Suliformes; Phalacrocoracidae
Source: RefSeq, a predicted model, not a curated record